Molecule: messenger RNA, 2501 nt
Organism: Cryptotermes secundus
Lineage: Eukaryota; Metazoa; Arthropoda; Insecta; Blattodea; Kalotermitidae
Product: facilitated trehalose transporter Tret1
Exons: 6
Coding region: 769-2295 (508 amino acids)
Biological process (GO): transmembrane transport
Cellular component (GO): membrane
Molecular function (GO): transmembrane transporter activity
Source: RefSeq, a predicted model, not a curated record
CCCUAGACUACGGAGGCCGCUACGCCAAGGCCAUAGUGCGGCUGGAAGGAAUAGGUUAAUUACAAAAUUCAACCGCGUGCCUCUACGCACAAAGAACUGCGAGAAAAAAUAUAGUUCUGUACAUUUUCAUACUUAUGGACUUCCUUUGGAUCUUAGAAAAUGUGUGUGGAGUACGGACUGGACAAUUGGCGGGCUCUUUCAAACAAAAUAACGAACUUCAGGGUUCCGUAAAAUGCAGGUAACUUCUUGACCAGCUGAGCUAAACAAUGACUCAGCUGAAAGGAGUUAAGAAGUGUUCAGAGAUGGAGUUGCUGUAUCAGCUGUAUUUUUCUGUCGAUAAGAAACUGACAUCUAGAAAUAUGUCCUUUCAAUAUAACACGAAUAACAAGACCAAUUAAGUCUGCGUUUUUAAGAUAACGUUCACACUGUUUUGCCAUUAAAAACCCAUAAUGAACUUUUGGUCUUGCUAAUUUACCCGGCAGUUCAAAAGGGCAACCCUAGCUCAUUUGUAUUCUUCAAUAUAUUUAAAUUUUAUUGGCUGCUGGAAUUCCCAUGUAUCUUGUAAUCUCGCUCAUGUCUAGAUAAAGGAAUAUGCGCACUAUAUAGCUUACAUAUGUGCGUUAUUUACUGACUAUGUAAAUGGAUACGCUGCUUCAGUUCAUUAACUGGAAGCCAUCAUUAAACCACACACUAAUUACACACGGCACAGUGUAACAAUUCCCUGGGCACAUUCGUGACUUCAGUUGUGUCACGUAACCAGCAGAGAACAUGCAGAAGGAAGAUGACGGAAGACAACCUACCAGAGCGAUUCUUCCACAAGUGCUACUCUCAUGCGGAUGUUGUGUGGUGGGAAUUUCUUACGGCAUGUCAACAGGACACUCGGCCGUGCUUCUGCCUCACCUGCAGGCAGACAACAGCAGCCUCUACAUUGACAACGACACUGGAUCCUGGAUAGCAAGCGUGUACGCAAUAGCUAGCCCGGUGGGCUGCCUCCUGGGGGGCCUAGCCAUGGACAUCUGGGGCAGGCGGAAGAUAAACUUUAUUGGAAACGUCGGCAUGGUUAUAGGAUGGCUUCUGAUUACGUUCGCCUGGAACGCAGCCAUGCUCAUAUCCGGCAGAAUCGUCGAGGGUUUCUCAAGGAGCAUUCUGGCCACGUGCAUAACGGUGUUUGUGGACGAACUCGCAGACCCCACAUUCCGAGGCUUCAUAGUGAGUAGCAUUUUCACUUGCGUGUCCGUUGGCAUCAUGGCUAUCUCGAGCCUCGGCGCCUUGGUCGACUGGCGCACGGCGUCUGCGCUAGCUGCUCUGCCGUCCGUUGUAAACGUGAUCUCACUGUAUUUCGUGUCUGAGUCACCGACCUGGUUCGUGAGGAAGAAUCGAAUGGAGGACGCUGAGCGCGCUCUGCAGUGGCUCUGGGGGCCGGGAAAUGAGGCACAAGCAAGAGACGAACUGAGUGGUCUCAUAGCGAGACUACGCCCCAGACAGCGAUAUCAUCACAAGAUCCUGGAUAGUCGAGAGAUUAUACAAACUUUCAGAGAUUUCUUCAGACCUCGAAUCGUGAAACCUUUCCUAAUAAUACAUUUAUUCAACAUCUUCCAAGCCUUCUGUGGUCUGGGUAUAUUUACAUAUUACACGGUCGACAUUCUUUCAAAGACGAGGAAAUUUGGAACACAGGUAAUGGAUGAUUAUUCGACGACUGUUUUAGUCUCCGGUGUAAGAGUAGUUACUGUUCUUGUGUCUUCGUUUCUUAUGUUGAGGGUUGGCCGACGCACUUUAGCAAUGAUUUCGGGCGUCUUCUCUUCAGUUUCUUCUCUCUGUCUGGGCGGUCUGCUCUGCCUGAACAGUCUGGAGUUCGGUUCUCCGAUUUCUCCACAACACGAAGCCAACAUAGCGUUCGUAUUAAUAAUUAUUUAUGCAGGAGCCAUGUCCUUUGGGUUCUUUGGCCUUCCGUCUGUCAUGAUAGGAGAAACUCAGCCAGCCCAUGUACGGGGGUUCGCCUGUGGCUACAUAUACACGGUGAACGAUCUUCUUCUGGGAGCAGUCGUUAAGAUAUACCCCUGGAUGUCGAGCAACCUGCAGAUACAUGGUCUCUUCUUCAUGUUCGGAAUAUCGUGCGUCAUGUGCACUAUUUUCGUCUAUCUCUUCUUGCCGGAAACACAGGGGCUGACUCUGCAACAAAUUGAGGACUACUUCCGGAAACCUAACAUCAUGUGGAUAAACAGGAACAAAUAUUCAGACGGAAGGACAGAAAGCGAAGACAUCGACGUGGACAUCAUUUCUAAACCAUUAAAUUAGAACUGAACAAAGUGCUAAAUAUUUAAACUACCCCCCCCCCCAUACAACGAGGUGUAAACUGCACACAGAAGCUAAAUUCAUGUCACCGAGUCAAAAAUCCCAUUUGGGCCAUGUAACGGUGUUGGGUAGUAACUAAACUAACUUCAUGGAGCUGAGCCCUUUUUGAGGAGCCGCCAAUUGUGCAGCUACUCAAGAAUAUCCCAGCA